AUGGCCAAGUGGCUCCGGGAGUACCUGGGCCGGGGGGCUCGGCGCUCCCCCCCGCGCCCCCCCCAGCCCGACUACAGCGGUCCCGGUAGCCCCGGGGGCCCCCCCGGCGCCGCCCCCGCCGCUCUCCGCGGCCCCGCAGCCUCCCCGCGCCGCCGCCUCGUGCGGGUGGGGGGCACCGGGGGGACACCGGGGGGCGGCCCCCGCCACCUGCAGCAGCAGGGCCCAGGUGAGAGCGAGUACUCAGAGCCCUUCGAGGGGGAGCAGGAGGCGGCGCCCGAGGGCUGCGACGAGGAGGCUACAGGGUACCCGCGGCAGGGCGAGGGCAGACGGGUGCGUCCACGCCGGGGUCCCCAGCUCUAUGACACCCCCUCCGAGGAGUGGGACACGGCCGGGGAUGGCCCGGGGGGACCCCCGGCCCGCCAGAGCCGCCUCCCCCGCGAUGACGAGCGCCCGGCCGAUGAGUACGACCAGCCCUGGGAGUGGAAGAAGGAUCACAUCUCUCGGGCGUUCGCAGUGCAGUUUGAGAGCCCCGAGCGCUCGCCCAGCCUGUCCCGGCAGCUGCCGCGCUCCCCCCGCCCCCCUGGCACCCCCAGGCCGGGCUGUCCCCCCAGCCCCCGGCACGUGGACACCUCGCUGCCCCUGGAGAAGCAGGCGUGGUACCACGGCCCCAUCGGGCGGGCGGGCGCCGAGACGCUGCUGGCGCUGUGCCGCGAGGGCAGCUUCCUGGUGAGGGACUGCGAGACCAGCCCCGAGGACUACUCACUGUCCCUCCGGAGCAGUCACGGUUUCGUGCACGUGAAGCUGACGCGGACCCGGGAGCAGCACUUCACGCUGGGCCGGGCCGGCGCCGCCUUCCCGUCGGUGCCAGCGGCCGUGGGGCACUACACGGCCCGGGCACUGCCCGUGCGCGGUGCCCGCCACCUGUCCCUGCUCUACCCCGUGGCCGUGCAGCCCCUGUGA
Sturnus vulgaris (Common starling) is the source of this 960-nucleotide messenger RNA. The record is from RefSeq and is a predicted model, not a curated record. Lineage: Eukaryota; Metazoa; Chordata; Aves; Passeriformes; Sturnidae.